AUGAAGUUCACUACCGUCUUCGUCGGCGUCGUCGCCUUCUUCUCCACGGCCGCCGUGGCUCUGCCCUCGCCCGUCGGCGCCGAGACGGUGGACAACGACCUCGAGAAGCGGCAGAUGUGCAGCCCCUGCUUCCGUGGCUUCCGCAGCUGCUGCAGCACCGGCGGAAACUGCUACACGGCCAAGUGCUAG
This is a messenger RNA of Verticillium alfalfae VaMs.102, 189 nucleotides long. RefSeq lists its product with no specific name. The record is from RefSeq and is a predicted model, not a curated record. The transcript has a single exon. The coding region runs from base 1 to 189 and encodes 62 amino acids. Lineage: Eukaryota; Fungi; Ascomycota; Sordariomycetes; Glomerellales; Plectosphaerellaceae.